Molecule: messenger RNA, 1117 nt
Organism: Limulus polyphemus (Atlantic horseshoe crab)
Lineage: Eukaryota; Metazoa; Arthropoda; Merostomata; Xiphosura; Limulidae
Exons: 8
Coding region: 85-1059 (324 amino acids)
Source: RefSeq, a predicted model, not a curated record
AGGUGGACAUCCUGUCGUAUUUCUGCUAUAAAUGGAUGCCAGAAUUGAAUUUCUAUAGUUCCUGUUACACACUAGCUGGAGAGAAUGAAGUUCCUUUUGGCGUUCCUCUUCAUUGGUCUUGCCUCGGCAAGUUUCUACAAUGUUCUUGACCAUGCUGCUGACCAGGCAGUCAUGGACUUCAUGCUUGGGAUGGAAAAGGCUGGUCCACUCCGGGACGUAGCUGGUUAUGAUCUUGGUUUGGCAUCUGACGAAAUUGAAGACGACAUCAAGACUGAACUCGGCAAGACUCUGAAAGAAGCUCUGGACAAUGUCCUGAAUAAAAUAAAGGAUUCUAUUGACCAGGGCAAAGAGGUCGCUCAGAACUUGUUGGAUAAGGCUAAGGAUAUCGCUGGACAACUUAAAGAUCUUGGCGUGGACGCUGGUGGCAAAGCCCUGGAACUUCUACUGAAGCUAAAGGAUCGACUAAAGGACUGGGUAACUGGACUUCUAGAGAAGCUGGGUAUUGGCAAGCGUAGUCUGCUGGACAUCCUGGGUAACCUAGUGGGUGGUCUUGACAUCAGGAGCAUCAUUGAAAAGAUCAAGAACAUGAUCAUGGAGAAGUUGAAUAUCCAGCAGAUCGUAGACUACAUUAAGGAGAAACUAGGAACUGUCAGUGAGCUCGCCCAAACCCUGAUCCAGACCAUCAAAGAACGAGGACUUGAAGCUCUUAAGGACUUGGUAAACAAGAUCCUCGGUGUCGGUCGCAGUGCUUACUCCCUGAAGGACUUGUGGGAAAAGGUGAAAGAUUUCUUUAAGAACCUCGGAAUUGGAAUUACGGAAAAAUUCUGGAAGUUCGCUGAAUGGGUGAAGACCAUCUGGGAUGCCGGUAUCGAAAACGCCAAGGACAAACUGGCCAAGGUCAAACUGAUCGCUUUGGAGUUCAUCACUCACGCUAAGGACAUCAGCGCCGAAGUCGCUCGUGAAGCAUUGGAGUUCUUCCGACCUUACAAGGAUGACCUUGGAGAUCUCUGGAACAAGCUGGUUGAAGAAGCGAAGAAGAUCAUCGGAACUGGAGUUUAAACUUAUCUACUAUUGAAAUAGUUGUGUAACUCUAGUCAAUAAAGUAUAAAAAUCGCCA